Messenger RNA from Mollisia scopiformis, 1182 nucleotides. RefSeq names its product hydroxymethylglutaryl-CoA reductase. Gene Ontology annotation, biological process: coenzyme A metabolic process. Gene Ontology annotation, molecular function: hydroxymethylglutaryl-CoA reductase (NADPH) activity. The transcript has 3 exons. Bases 1 to 1182 code for a protein of 393 amino acids. Lineage: Eukaryota; Fungi; Ascomycota; Leotiomycetes; Helotiales; Mollisiaceae. The record is from RefSeq and is a predicted model, not a curated record.
AUGGCUUUGGACGAGUUCGACACCACUCCGAGACAAGAUACACCGGCGCUGUCUCGCCACAAGAAAAGCUUCGUCGCUGUCGCCAACUUGAAGCACAUUUCCCGAGACUUGACGACUUCUCAAGGUAUCAAGAUCGAGAACCAUGUUGGCUUCACGCAAGUUCCGGUCGGUCUUGCUGGUCCAUUGACAAUCAACGGCACCUAUCAAAAAUGCAAAGAAGUCUAUGGACCUCUUGCGACCGUUGAACCAACGCUGGUAGCUGCAUGCUCCCGAGGCUGCAAGCUGUUUUCGACAUGUGGCGGCAUUUCCACCUCUGCACUCACAGAAGGUCUAUCUCGAGUACCAGUAUUUGUAUUCUCGACCAUCUCUGCAGCGGUUGCGUUCUACCACCGUGUCCCAGACUUGCUAGGAGAGUUCAAAGUCAGCGCUGAAAAGACAAGUCGACAUGCCGUUCUUCUGUCCCUGACUCCUCACAUUAUUGGAACUGGUGUACACGUCAAGUUCAUGUACUCCUGUGGAGACGCCGCUGGACAGAAUAUGGUUACCUUGGGAACACAUGCUACCUGUACCGAUUUUCUCUCUUCCGAAUCUCGACCAGUCGAAUUGAUCGACUUCCAGCUCGAGGGAAACAUAUCUUCGGACAAGAAGCUCUCAUGGGGAUCUGUUCACGAACCACGUGGUGUUUCGGUCAUGGCGUGGAGCACGAUCACGAAUGAUGCAAGCCUGAAGAUCAUGGGAUCCUCGACCAAGCGUCUGAAGACUGUCCUCACGCGAAUUGAGGAAGGUGGCUUGAGAAAUGGAAAUCUCGGACAAUGCCUCAAUACGGCAAAUGUGGUUACGGCCAUGUUCAUCGCAUGUGGCCAAGACGCAGCAUCGGUCCUCGAAUCUGGAUGGUCGCAACUUACUGCUGAAGUUGAUGACGAGACUGGAGAUCUCACGUUGAGCCUGUUCUUCCCAUCACUUCUGGUCGGCACAGUUGGUGGUGGUACAGGAUAUGCGACGCAGAAGGAAGCCCUGGAUCUCAUCGGAUGCUCUGGUGAAGGCAAGAAAUGGGCAUUUGCUGAGACCGUCGCUGCAUUUGCUCUAGCAUUGGAAGCUUCUACGCUGGCCGCUCUUGCCAACGAUACUUUCGCAGCCAGCCACAAGACCUUGGCGAGAGAUGGCAAGCUAUCGAAAUUGUGA